UUGUCAGCGCUACUGCCGACGCAUGUCCCCGCCUCUCUACUAUUUCAUGCAGCUAGAGGUUAAGUAACAGCCGUGCCAUAGUGUGGGUUGUCUCGGUUGUGUCCGAGUGCGCAGCGCCUUCCUCCCCAUCCCACCUUGCACCCCCAGUGACCUGCUACAAUGAAGCAGUCCCGUUCUGGCAAGACACAUAUUGUCAAGCUGCGAGCUCUCAUACGGCCUCGAGGGGAGACGGCUCAGCCAUGAGUAACACAUACUUUCUUACCGACGAGGAAGUCGAGCUCACCCAAUGGCGGACCGUUCGCAAUCUGGUCUCUUCGGUGCUUCCCGCGCCCUUCUCUCAGGGGCGCUCUCGUCUGAAGUCCGCAAGCCGCGAGCCGAAGCCGGCAUGCCGUACGGCGGGGCCGAAGCGGCCUGUUGAGGGGCGCCAAGCGGUAUCGGCAUCGGCCGACCAGACAGACAUGGUGGCCACCCAAGGACGGGACCGGCAGGCCAUUCCUGACAGACACACUGCUAUUAUUACCGCCUUCAACGGAGGGAAAUGGUUCGCCUCCAAGGUUGCCGAUGCAGCCGUGAUGUGGGCACAGGUGCCUGAUGAAUCGUCGGGGGUAAACUGGAAAUCCGGCAGUCAAGGUCUCGAGCUCAUCUUGAACUCGGGCCGCGAGUACAUCGGCAGACCGAACGAGGACUACAACCCGGAGUUCGAGCGUGCGGCUUACAUUCAUGGCGCUCAACACGUACUCCGGGGUCUUCCGCGGGACCUCGAGCCCGCCGAGGUAGCCAUGCUGCGUCGCGCACUGCCCCCAAACAUGGCGGCAUCAACGUCUCGCCCUAUCAAGGGAGGCGAGCCGCAGGCGGCAGACUCGCCCAGGAACCGCAACUGGGUGCACACUUUUGCCCUUUGCUUGCUCGGAUUCAUGUCCGCGCUGAUUGCCUGGAUGGGACCGCAGGUUGUGAACGUGGGCGCCAAGGCGAUCCGGCUGGAGACACAACACAAGUACUGCACACGCUCAUUGGCCAUGGCCAUCCGACGGCUGUGCCAAGUUUUCCGCUGGGCCAUCGACAGCAUGCCAGGCCGGCUUCUGUCUCAGGCCUUCGAGUACAUCUCGGAAGGCGUCUACGGCGCCCUUCAAGAGUUCACCGAGAAGCAAGCUGAGCCGGGGUGGAUGUGGGAACAAGAACAGGAGCAAUACAGUAGAGGCUGACAAUCUAGCCCAAGGGUCACGCUCCUUCUCAUGUUAGGGAUUUUUUCUCUGGGAUUAGACGGUAUUCACUCAGCGUAAUAGUACUUGGGGUAUCUUGAAUUGGUUUGAAAAAGUGAAGGAAAUCCACAACUGGGUUGGACGAAAGCUUGGUCUCCGUCCUCUGAGCCGCGUUGUCUUUGGCAGGGAAUUUGGAUGCUGGAAAGUCGAGAUGCUGUGGGCACUGGGCCCACGAUAAUCUAGUGUAUUAAGUGUAGUGUAACCAUGUAACGUACGAAUACCGGUACUGUAGGCUAUGUACAGUGUUACACUAGCGUAAU
This is a messenger RNA of Canariomyces notabilis, 1519 nucleotides long. RefSeq lists its product as uncharacterized. The transcript is spliced from 2 exons. The coding region runs from base 240 to 1202 and encodes 320 amino acids. NCBI's taxonomy places the organism in Eukaryota, Fungi, Ascomycota, Sordariomycetes, Sordariales, Chaetomiaceae. The record is from RefSeq and is a predicted model, not a curated record.